Lathyrus sativus (Indian pea) is the source of this 3018-nucleotide messenger RNA. Lineage: Eukaryota; Viridiplantae; Streptophyta; Magnoliopsida; Fabales; Fabaceae. The record is from the annotation of a GenBank genome assembly.
AUGACUCUCGGAGAUUUCUUUACGUUGACUGAGAUAAAAGACGGUCUCACAGCGCCUUCUCGAGUGCAGGAGUUGAUCGCUAUUAUGAAGAAGGAUCAAGACAGUGUUGUGAAAAGCACUGGUGAUGCAAUGAGACAGUGGGCUUCUGUUGCAAGCACUAUUGCUGCUACAGAGAAUAAAGAUUGCCUUGAUCUUUUUAUCCGAUUAGAUGGACUGUGGUUCAUUAAUAGAUGGUUAAGUGAUGCUCAAAAAGUUGGUGCUGAUACAAAUGAUGUCUUCAUUGAAGAGUCAAUUUCUGCAAUGUUAGGAGCAGUUGAAAAGCUAUUUCUAGACAGCGGGAAGACAAUUUCAUCAGAAAUUUGGGCCACUGCAAGUAACCUGCUUGUUCAUCACAGCUCUAAGGUUCAAGAUAAAGCAAGAUUACUGUUUGAUAAGUGGAAAGGAGUGGGAAAUGGAGAUGCUGAAUCUCAUGAUAUGGAUACUGGUCAAAGAAGUCAUAUGAGCGAUAAGAAUAUCAAGGUGGAAGGCCAGUUGACUUCAGUGAACGGGGCUAGUAAUGACAAUGACCACAUGUCGCGACUUGAAGAGGGUAUGAAGUCUAUAUUGAGAAGCUCAGAUACUCAGAUACCAGAUAAGGUUGCUAAUGUAAAAAAAGAGAGUUCUGACAGUGUGCACCAAUCCUCUGUAAGUUUGAAUUCUGAAGAUAUCAAAGAGAGAUCAAACCAUCUUGUUACUGUUCAAGAAAAUGCUCCUGUAGAUGAAGGUGAGUUGACAUCGGCUGGGAUCUCUAACUUACCUGUACUGAAAGAAGGAGGUUUCAGAGAACAACCAGAUGAGUUGCAGUUAAAUGACUUAUCCAUGAAGGAGAAGCAAGAACUAAAUGAUAGUGGCCCUCCAGAAAAAUUAGAAGCACCGAUAAAUCCAAUACCAGAACCUGUUUCUGUUGUGUCUUUUGAAGCACCAGUUAAGUCUGUGCCUGCACCGGUAAGGCCUGAAUCUCCUUUGGAACAUAAUGCUAAAAGGAAUGAAGAUGGUAUGUGUGAUAAAGUAAUAGUUCCUUGUAUCACUAGAACACCUGACUCUGAUAGAAUGAGUGUGGUGGAUGAUGCCAGACCCACAAAUUCUAGCAAUACGCAGCCAUCCAAAGCGUCGGUAAAGGAAGAAAGCAAGAGCCAAGUUUCUAGUCAAGGUGAGGAGAUCUCAAACAGCACUGAUUCUUUUAAGCAAAGAAGAGAUCCCACAAGCCCCAACCUUAUUGACAAGAGUUCUGACAUGGAAGUUGAUAAAGAAUAUGCUACAUCUGUAAAGGAAGACGAGGUCCAAGUUUCUGAUCAAGAUGAUGAUACCUCAAAUAGUUCAGGUUCCUUAAAACAGAACGAAGGUUCCAGAAGCCCUAACUUUGUUAACAAGACUUCUGACCUUGAACUUGACUAUGGUAUUGUUGAUGCUUUACAAGUUGCCCGACAGGUGGCUCAGGAAAUCGAGAGAGAAGUCAAUGAUGCUUCUUCAGAGAAAAUCUCAGAAGCUGGCAGCCCAGAUUCUGUUGGCAAAAAUGAUGACCUUGCUUCUGCCUUACCCGAGGAGGUGUCAUCCAGACAAAGCAACUCUGCUGAAGCAUGUCCUGAGGAGAGGUGUAUUAGUGUUUCAGAGGAUAUCGUGGUUGAGCCAGAAUGCCUUCCUGACUUGGAGUCAUCACAGUUGACUGAAGCAGCUCAAGAUCCAGGAGGUAAUUCAGAGAAAAGCCUUUGCACCUUUGAUCUUAAUGAAGAAUACGGUUUUGAUGAUAUGAAUGUUUUUGCAAAUACCAUAUCCGCGACACCAAUACCUGUUGUCUCUGCUUCAAAACCUGCACAGACUUCAGGAUUGCCAACAGCCCCGUUACAGUUUGAAGGAACACUUGGAUGGAAAGGGUCAGCUGCCACCAGUGCCUUUCGUCCUGCAUCACCACGUAAGAAUUCUGAUAAUCAGAAGAAUGUUGCUGCUGGUGGGAACUCUGGUAUUUCAAAACAGAGGCAUGGUUUUCUGGAUUUUGAUCUGAAUGAGGCUGGGGGUGAAGAAGAAUUGGUAAAACAAAUUGGUGAAUCUUCAGGCCUGCCUUCUGGGCAAUCAUCAGUGGAACAUAGCCCUAAAAGAUUUAAGAGGUUAGAACUAGACUUGAACAGUAUCGGUGAUGACGGUGAUGCUCAACCUUCGGAUCAGAGGAUGGAGGGGCAACUCUUUUUCGGAAGAAAUGGCUAUUGGAGCCCAUCACCUGCAUCAUCAUCGUCGUCAAUGCAGCCUUCAGUUCGAAACAUUGAUUUGAAUGAUAGACCAUAUUUUCAAACUGAUUUGGUGGACCAAGGACCUUCAAAAUCAUCUUCAAGUAUUGAAGCAUAUGGACUUUCCAAAUCAGAUGCCCCUGCAAUAUCUAUAAUGGGUGCCAAGGUGGAAGUCGGCAGAAGAGAACAUGUUCCUCAGUUUUGGUCUUUGCCAAAUGGCAAGGCUGUUGAGCCUGCAAUAGAUCUUACAAUGAUGCCAGGAGCAGCUGGCGUUUCAGGGAUGGGCCCUGCGGUAUCAUACAAUCAUUCAUCUUAUUUGGGAUAUAACGGACUGACAUCAAUGCCCCCUUUGUCUUUCUCGCCAGCCGCAUAUGGUUCAGGUGGUACAAUUCCCUACAUGGUGGACUCAAGAGGAGCUCCGAUUGUGCCUCAAGUUGGGGGAUCUUCCUCAACUGUUCUGUCAUCUUACUCUCAGCCCCCAUAUAUGAUGAGUAUGAACGGUACACAACUUGGUUUAAAUGGUGUUGGACCUUCCCGUCCCAGCUUUGAUCUUAAUUCUGGCUUCUUGAUCGAUGGUGGGAAUAGAGACACGUUAACUGCAAGGCCGUUUUUCUUUCCUGGUCAGAGCAGAGCUAUGGAGGAUAGGACCCUUCAACAAUCCUCAAGUUCAGGGGUUGGUGGGAAAAGAAAAGAACCAGAUGGUAGUUGCUGGGAAACCUACCCGUUUGAAUACAAACAUCAGCAACCACCGUGGAAGUAG